AUGUUGGGCAGAAUUCAAUCGGUUACCACAGGCUUGCUUUCUAAAUCUACUCUCUUGGCUACCAAGACAAUUUACUACGGUAAAGUGGGCGCUGAGCUUUCCAAGCAAAUCUAUUUGAGAGAAAAAUUGCAACCACCAUCCAUUGAUGAAUUCAAGAGAGCUUACAUUGGAUUGUACCAAAGAGGCUUUUACUAUGCCUCCAGACCUAAGGAUAUUGUCAAUCUUGUGAAGGCUUUUAAGAAGGACGAUUACAUCAAAUAUACUGCCUUCUUUGUGCAAUUAUUGGGUUUCUACUCUGUAGGUGAAAUAAUCGGCAGAAGAAAGCUCGUUGGUUACAAGGACUACAACAACCACCAUUAA
Molecule: messenger RNA, 360 nt
Organism: Zygosaccharomyces rouxii
Lineage: Eukaryota; Fungi; Ascomycota; Saccharomycetes; Saccharomycetales; Saccharomycetaceae
Gene: ATP20
Product: F1F0 ATP synthase subunit g
Exons: 1
Coding region: 1-360 (119 amino acids)
Biological process (GO): proton motive force-driven ATP synthesis
Molecular function (GO): proton transmembrane transporter activity
Source: RefSeq, a predicted model, not a curated record